UGUGUCCAGAGCAUUGAUUGGAGUUAGAUAAUUGAAUGCAUACGUGUCACUUCCAUGUACCCAAUAGUAAAAAGCUUUUCCACAAACAUCUCUUUCUCUUUCCUCCUUCAAGACAAGACUCCCAGGCACAGAAAAGAAGGGGCAAAAUAAAAUUUUUAAGGGAAAAGAAAGAGGACAUUGCUGCCCAUACUUGGUGAGCCAUCAGCAAUUUGGGGUUUCUAUUCUAUGUUGGGUUGGUGGUAUGCUUGGUUUGAUUAUCCUCUAGAAGGGAAUUGGAUUUUACUAGUUCAAGCUCUGUCCACCUUUAGUUUGCUCUUGGAAAUCUUCAAAUCUUCAGGAGGCUGUUGACUGAGGCCUUGUUGCUGAUUUGCUGUAUCUUUCCUCAUCAUCCUUGCUUUUUAUUGUACUAAAUGGUGAUAGGACGGGGGGGACGGGAUCAAUGUUUAGGCAGAAGAAGUUGAGAAAGCUCAGGUGUGAUUGACUUGUGGCUUUGCUAGAUUUUUUGUUUAUAUUGUGCUGUUAAUUUCCAAAAGUGGGAAUUAAUGGAAGAGAUGUCUCCAGCUGUUGCCGUUACCCUUAGCUUAAGUAACACGAUUGUUGAUAGCCCUGUAAUGUCGAACCACGUGGAAAUUACUAGGCUGAAACUAGUGACUGAUGCCGCGAGUUUGCUUGCAGAGCCAGCAUCGUUGUUGCAUGCUGACUCCAAUUCUAGUUGGGAUGGCGUGAAAGUUGAUGUUAGUAUCGGUUCCUUGUUUGCAUCGGGAGAGGUAGGAGGAUCUGAUCUCUCGGAGUCUGUGCUGAAACUUGGCAAAGAUCUGACCUUUAGUGAUGCCAUGAUUCAGGAAAAUGAGUACGAUGAGAUUUUGUCGGUUGGGGAGGAGCCUAACGAGAUUAACGGGGCCUCAGAUAUAAGUUUGCCCAUUGCUGUCGAGAUUGAAGGCAUUGAUAACGGCCAAAUAGUUGCUAAGGUUAUAAGUUUGGAGGAAAGAAGUUUCGAGAGGAAGGUGAUUAACAAUCUAUCCUCCUUAGCGGCCUGCUCGAAUGAAGGAAUAAUUCCACCCGGUCCUACAAUUAAAGCAUCGGUUGUGGCUCUUCCAUUGCCUAGCGAGAAGGACCCUGUGAAAGGAGGCGUGAAGAGUGUUUUCGAAUUGGAUUGUGUACCACUCUGGGGUUCGGUGUCUAUCUGUGGAAAGAGGCCGGAAAUGGAAGAUUCAGUUAUGGCAGCUCCACACUUUAUGAAAAUUCCGAUUAAGAUGUUUGUUGGUGAUCGUGUGCUGGAUGGACUCGGGCAAACGUUGAGUCACCUAACUUCUCAUUUUUUUGGAGUAUACGAUGGUCAUGGAGGAUCCCAGGUUGCCAACUACUGUCGGGAACGGAUCCAUCUGGCUUUAGCCGAGGAGUUGGAAAUGCCCAAAGAUGAUUCGAUAAGCAAUAAUACAACAGACACUCGGCUAUUGUUGUGGGAGAAAGUCUUUAGAAGCUGCUUUCUGAAGGUCGAUGAUGAAGUUGGAGGAAAAGUGGAGAGAGGCGGCCCGGGAGAUGAUGUUUGCACAUCCGACCCUAUUGCCCCUGAAACCGUGGGGUCCACAGCUGUGGUUGCGGUGAUUUCUUCGUCCCAUAUUGUCGUUGCAAACUGUGGGGAUUCAAGAGCUGUGCUUUAUCGUGGGAAAGAAGCUAUGGCUUUGUCGAUUGAUCACAAACCUAAUCGAGAAGAUGAGUAUGCAAGAAUUGAAGCAUCAGGUGGCAGGGUGAUACAGUGGAAUGGACAUCGCGUUUUUGGUGUUCUCGCAAUGUCAAGGUCCAUUGGCGACAGGUACCUUAAACCAUGGAUUAUACCGGAACCAGAAGUCAUGUUUAUUCCCCGAGCUAGAGAAGACGAAUGCCUAGUCUUGGCUAGCGACGGGUUGUGGGAUGUGAUGACAAACGAGGAAGCAUGUGAGGCAGCCCGAAAAAAGAUUCUGAUUUGGCACAAAAAGAACGGUUCGAACCAUUUUGACAGGGGCACGGGAGUCGAUCCUGCUGCACAAGCUGCAGCGGAGUAUCUUUCCAUGCUUGCUCUCCAGAAAGGAAGCAGAGACAAUAUCUCCAUUAUUGUAGUGGACUUGAAAGCUCAAAGGAAGUUCAAGACCAAAUCAUAAAGACUUAAAAAGUGACACUAUGGCUCACCAUUAUUCAGCACUAAUACAAUUCAUGUAAGCCAUGAAUUUACACUGUCAUUAUUACAUAUAAUUUUGGUCCAUUCAUUUUUCAUAUGGGCUUAAAGUGUGUGUAGGGUUAUAGUGCUUAGUAUGUAUUCAUAGAAAACAGUUUAACAGAUGACCCUUUUCCUAAUUUUUGCUUUUCUCAUACACUGCCAAUAUGUUUAUGUAAAUCUAGUUGUGUUGUAGAAACAGUGAGCUGUAAAAUCUCUUGUAUUUAGCCCAUGAAUGUUCUUGCAUCUAGCAACCAAAGUUCAGGAAUGUUGCAGAGUUGUGAUUUCAGAUUGUUAUUA
This is a messenger RNA of Ipomoea nil (Japanese morning glory), 2491 nucleotides long. Its product is annotated as protein phosphatase 2C 7-like. Lineage: Eukaryota; Viridiplantae; Streptophyta; Magnoliopsida; Solanales; Convolvulaceae. The transcript has 6 exons. Bases 543 to 2138 code for a protein of 531 amino acids. The record is from RefSeq and is a predicted model, not a curated record. Gene Ontology annotation, molecular function: cation binding; protein serine/threonine phosphatase activity. Gene Ontology annotation, biological process: protein dephosphorylation.